CUCAGUCACACUCUCACUGGAUUCCUCCAGGCAUUUUACACAGGCUCUAAAAGCACUACCCGAAUAAGCACUCCAACUAUAAACCAUGGCAAGCGGUAAAGUAUGUUUCCUGGCAGCUCUGUGCUCCCUGGUCAUCCUGUCAACCUUUAUCGGCAGCACACAGUCAGCGAGCUGCUGCCUGAGGUACACCAGUCGUCGAUUGCCAUGCCAACGGCUGCUCGGCUACACUGUCCAGACCAUUAACACGUCCUGUGACAUCGAAGCUAUUAUAUUCCACCUCCCAAGAAGGUUCGUGUGUGCUGACCCUUCAAGCAUCGAUACUCAGAGAGAGAUGAAAUGUGUGGAUGAAAGGAGGAAGACGAACCGUAAGAUCAUAGCAAACCGAACCUGAGGCCACGACACAUGAGCUGUAUACGGAAGUUACUGUAUGAAGGAUAUAACUAAUAUUUAAAAGCCUUCGUACACCGAAGUAAAUUAUCAUGUCAUUUUGUUAAAUUAUUAUAUAACAUCUUAUUAUAUAAGAUUGUGUGUUUUAUAAACAGGUAGUAAAUUGUACACUGAAGGUGCAGAGCAUCAUUGGAGAAGUAUAUUUUUGUAAAGACAUUUUAGUAAAGAGGAAUGGAGAGUAAAAGUUUGAAUUGUAAUUUAUAUUGUCAAAGGAUUAAUAAAAACAGAGAUGUUUAAUAAUG
This is a messenger RNA of Trematomus bernacchii (emerald rockcod), 689 nucleotides long. RefSeq names its product C-C motif chemokine 20-like. The record is from RefSeq and is a predicted model, not a curated record. The transcript is spliced from 4 exons. Gene Ontology annotation, cellular component: extracellular region. Lineage: Eukaryota; Metazoa; Chordata; Actinopteri; Perciformes; Nototheniidae. Gene Ontology annotation, biological process: inflammatory response; neutrophil chemotaxis; cellular response to type II interferon. Bases 86 to 391 code for a protein of 101 amino acids. Gene Ontology annotation, molecular function: CCR chemokine receptor binding; chemokine activity.